Messenger RNA from Phycomyces blakesleeanus NRRL 1555(-), 1962 nucleotides. RefSeq lists its product as hypothetical. Lineage: Eukaryota; Fungi; Mucoromycota; Mucoromycetes; Mucorales; Phycomycetaceae. The record is from RefSeq and is a predicted model, not a curated record. Gene Ontology annotation, biological process: protein localization to vacuole. Bases 124 to 1809 code for a protein of 561 amino acids. The transcript has 11 exons. Gene Ontology annotation, cellular component: vacuolar membrane.
CCCACAACUACGCAUCUUCUGCUUCUUCUUUACUACUCUUUAAACCAACAAAUACAUAUAUCUUCUUAUUCUUUUUUUUUCUUUCCUUGUGUACAAAUAUAAUUAUCGGAUUCCUCAUUCAUCAUGCCUGCAAUCAUUGGGGUUGCAUGGGUCAUUUACGGGGCUGUUUCAGCGGCCUUGUUUGUAUUUAGUAUAUUUUUCACUCGCUAUUACCAAAGCAGACACGAAUCAGAGCUGCUGGCAACCUUGGUGACUAUUGUUGCUCUUGGUUUGAUCUUUUCGACUCUUGCACUCCUGCCUGUCGACAUCUUCUUGGUAUCCUCGACUGUCAACAACCAAACAGGUCUCAAGUAUGACUGGGCAACACCUGAGAUGAUCAGCAGGAUUACAAUGACAGUUCAACUGGUCUAUUACAGCUGUUUUAGUCUGGUUGGCUUGGUGUGCUUUUUUGUUAUUCCAUUUGCAUACUUUUACUACGAGGAGGAUGAAGAGGAUGAGACGAUCCAAGAGAGAAUUAUGGGCGCAUUAAAGUACACAUCAUUCUUUGUCGUCAUUUCUGUCCUGCUGUUUCUUUUCGGACUGUUUCUCAAGCCAACUCAAGAAACCCCUCACAUUGAUCUGGACUGGUUCAGGAAACUAUUAGCAGAAAGCAAUGGAGAAAAGGCCAUUGCAUUUGUGAUUGCUUGUCUGAUUCUAUUGGGGAUGGUUGUAUUUAUAUUCUACACAGCUCCUGGACUAUCACUUUUACCACUAACACUAAUCAAGGGAAGAAGAAGAAUUGAAACUGAGAAUGAGGAUGUGGACAAUCGACUGAUUGUGAUUCGUGAACGUGUGCGUGCUCUAAAAGCGAAAUACUUUGGAUCGACAAGAAAAAUCCCAGCUCAUGAACAGCGUGAGAUUGAGAACCUUGCUGAUGAAGAGAGUAUCCUAACACGUCGUCUUCGCAGUAUACAGGAAGAUAGGGAUAGCAAAUGGCAUAUGCUUGUCAAGAUGAUGCGUCCAAUUGAGAUUAUGAUUGGAUUUAUCCUGUUGGGCAUGUCAUUGGUGAUUGUUAUCUCGAUCUUUUUGACAAUUGUGGACAAGAUAUCCAAUUCGGUGUGUGGUAGCAAGUGUGGUUACAUUAUCAACCAUCCCCAGCUAUUCAAUCCCGUCAACUAUAUUUUUGUGGCUCUAGCCAAGAUGUUCCCACUCGACUAUCUGUUUAUGGUAUCUUUGAUAUUAUAUUUCUUCUUGGCAACCAUGUCUGGGGUGAUCAACAUUGGACUUCGAUUCUUGUGGGUUACACUCUUCAAGAUCCAGAAGGGAGCAACUGCACCUCAGGGGCUAUUGUUUUCUGCAGUCCUGCUACUACUCAGCUUACUUGCCUUGAAUUACACAAUUACCACUGUUGUGGCACCAGAAUAUGCACACUUUGGAAGCCAGGUUUAUUGUAACCACACGGUUGCAGGGUUGCGGGAUUGUAGUGACCGACUUGACUUGAUUUUGGCAUGCGACAUAACUGGACCUACUGAUAUCUGUACACCCACCAUUUCGUCUACUCUUGUGGAUCGAAUUAUCAUCAACACACCCUUUUUGGGCAUGAUAUUCUAUUAUUCACAGUGGGCAUUUCUGAUUGUGUUUGGGUUGGGCUUCAUUGUUGCUUUCUUCCGUCGGCCGAGAAACAAUGUGGAUUCAGAGACAGUUGAGCAGAUUGAUGCGGACGUCGAGCGAUCGUUACUUAACCGAAGACAGCCAACCUACACUUCCAUUCAUUCCAAUCUUAAUCCCAGUACUGGAUCGAAUACUACCAAUUCUACCGGCACUACUUAGUCACCAACAGAUAAAAAUAAUAAAAAUAAAAAAUAAAACGGCAAAGCAUGCAUUGAUUUGAACUAAAUUAAGCUGAUAAGAUUUCAUUUGAUCGUAUUGAUCUAUUGGUAGUAAUAUAUGUAUCCAUAUAAAAUAAAGCCAACUAUCUUGACC